Mizuhopecten yessoensis (Yesso scallop) is the source of this 3186-nucleotide messenger RNA. Its product is annotated as neutrophil cytosol factor 2-like. Bases 107 to 1345 code for a protein of 412 amino acids. NCBI's taxonomy places the organism in Eukaryota, Metazoa, Mollusca, Bivalvia, Pectinida, Pectinidae. Gene Ontology annotation, molecular function: protein binding; superoxide-generating NADPH oxidase activator activity. The record is from RefSeq and is a predicted model, not a curated record. Gene Ontology annotation, biological process: superoxide anion generation. The transcript has 6 exons.
UCGAAAGUAGUAGGAAAUGAUCGCAUAACGCCCCACUAACACUACACAAUGACAAGUUAUGAAAUGCCUUUAAAAGUCUGAACUGGGAGAUACGAACUCGUGAAGCAUGGCUCUGAAGGAGAACAUUAGUGUAUGGCUUGAUGGUGUGCAGGCAUUUGAGAGUGAAGAUUUUGCAGGUGCACGGGAAACGUUCCUAUCCAUUUCUGACCCGACUGCUAGGAUUUUGUUCAACAUCGCCCGUGUAUCGAGUCUGAACGAUUCCGUAAAGUAUCUGACUGAAGCUAUUGAAAAGGACCCCCAUCUGGCCGUAGCCUACUACCAGCGAGGGCUGCACUACUUCACAAAGAAACAGUAUGAUCGGGCCCUACAGGACUUUAAUAAAUCAGAGGAGAAGAUGCAUGGGCGACCAGUACUGGACUACAGUCAGCUGGGAAUGGCAUUCAAAUUGCAUUCUGCAGAGUUAACUAUUACCAAGGCAGCUGUGUGGCAGAAGAUAGGACAUAGUAAGCAGGAAAUUGAAGAAAGUGUAAUAAAAGCAAGUCAGGAAGCUGAAGAGGAUGCAAUGAAAAGAAAAUGUGCGAGUGCUCUUCAGAAACUUGAGGGUCGUGGCAAUGGUGGUCUGGACCCUGUACAAAUACACAGUCAUUGUAUUUUCCAUCCUCCAAAAAGUCUGACUAAAAAUUUAAAGAAAAGAGAAUAUGUUGGCAAGGCAAAGGUGGUGUCCGACUAUCAGCAGAGGAGCAGAGAGAGUUCUCCUAAUCCUGACGGGAGGCAACCUAUCAGUCAACAGGCUGACCUUACCAUUCCCCCUGACAGGCCGAGGAAGGCUCAAACAUUGCCUGGAAGUAUGGAACAGCCAGGACACAGCUCUGGGAGAGGAUCCAACCAACUAGAUAUAUCUUCUGAUGGACAGAAAAAGUCUGCAACAAUGGCAGGCACCACUGUAACGAAACGUUUGCCCCCUCCGCCUAACAGAGCAGCGCCUAUAUUGUCCAUGAAUCACACCGAUUCAAAGUCAGCAGAGGACCUAUCUUCAGACAAACAUGCCAAUUCUUUAUUUGUGGAAAAGCAGAAAGCCAGAAGACACAGCCACGAUGUUCCUAGGGAAUUUGGCUCAGAAUUGACAAAAGUUUUAGCAGGACAGCUAACGAAAGUGAAAGUAGGAGAAACUAUAGAUACUAACAAUAGCAAAGUGAAAGAAGAUCAUUCCAGUGAUAGAAAUGGUAGUGUACCACCCCCUCGGCCCCCUCGACCCCCACGUCCACGUCCCCCAGAAAUUGUGGUAGAAUCUGAAAAUGACAUCCCUCCUCCUGUUCCUAGAAAAGAUUAUCCAAAACCACGAUAAUACAAAUACUUAUUUCUAGAUUGUCUAGAUUAAAAAGUAAGGAUAAAGUAUAUACAUUUUUGUAUCAUUGUUUUCAUGGUGGUUAAAGCUUCAUGUAAUUGAUUUUCCUGAAGAUUGUACAGACAGGGAAGAAACCGAGUAGUAAAUAUGUUUAUAUGUUAAUUUCCAGGUACAUGUGUACUUUGUCACAUAGGAUGUCAUUUGUUCCUGUGAUCACCACAAAUCUACAAAACUUCAGCAUUAUCAGUUACACGUUAUAGUAUUUUAUCUUAAGAGUCCUGAAGUCGGAUUGGUUGAGACAGAAUUUUGGGCUCUUCAAUGUAUUAGAGAAGGCUUUUCUCAGUCUUGGCUUAUCGGUACAAUGUAUCAUGUUCUGAAUGACAACGUUGUAUAUCUAGGCUUUACAUUUUUGCUCCAUUACUCUAUACAAUACAAGAAGUCCAACAGACCUCACAUGUACACGUCACUGUGUAUACAUCUUGAGGAGUAGUACACCAGUAGAUUGAAUAUAGGAUACUGUGAUCUAUAUUUUCCACUUCGCUGACUUCAGUUUUACUGUGCAUUUAGCUCCAUGUCUUUAGUUAGACUUCUUUUUUUGCUUUUUUCUAUCUAGUGGGAGCAGGGACAUAUGUAUGUUUAACAAACAUUUCUAGGUCAUAAUGGGAACCUUUUAAUAAUUUAAUAGCAUUAGGUGACGGCUCGAAAUACUUGUUGUUGUGAAGUCUACACAAUUUUUGUUUACUUGGACGUCAUAUUUAACCCUUCACCCCUAUGUAACUUGAGUAGACUCUACCAUGCAUUGAUCUGGGUGAGUCCAUUAUGGUCUACAGUGGUGAAAGGGUUCCGAGGUGUGAUAUGCGUCUUGCUCACUACACAGGGUAAUACAUUUUUGACUUGGGCAAGUGCUUUAAUUUAACACACCUUCUCUGGGCAAGCAUGUACAUUUGAUCAUUUAAAUGAUGUUUUUAUUAAUGUCCAUUUCAACAAAAAUAAUUUACACAAAAAAACUUUCAGUUUUGGGUAAGUGCAAUUUUGGUUCCCACUUGUUUUAACGCUUUUAAACCUUUCCUAUACUUCCUAUUUUGUCUAUAUCAAUUGUCUAGUACACAAAUAUCCUGAUGAGAGGAAAAUGGGUUAUGGAAUGAUGGAUUAAAUUUGAAAUUUUGGUAUUUAAUUAUGAUUGACAUUUUGUAAAUUAUAUAAAAUAUUACAGUUAUUUGAGUUUAGCUGCCUAGGGUCAUCUUUUAAUGGAAUCAUUGAAUGUGGUAUUUUAGUUAUAUCUUCCAAAUGGCCAAAUAUUUUGCUCAGAAUUAUGAUUUACAGAACUAAUGUAUCUUAAAUUUGAUGGAUUUGUUUAAGAGUUUGACUGUUUAAGGUGCCCCUGAUACAUAUCCAAGUGUUGAGAUUGUAUGUUGUUCUUUACUUCAUCACUGAUGUUUCUUGCUAAUUUUAUCUAAUGAACAAGAGAGUGGUAGUAAUAUGUUAAGCAUGUCUUGUUCUCUAGUUAAAGGGUUUUAUCUAUUAAAGUCUUUACAGGAAGAGAAAAGUUUCGUAGUUAAGAGAUAUACAAAUAAUUAUGUACACAUUUUGUUCAUAAACAUGUGCCUGAUUAGGUACAAAGAUAAUUAUACAAGGAAAUGAGGGGAUGUCAUGGUGCUUUAUGUCAUAGCUUUACUGUUCAAGAUGUCUCCAGAGAAAACAAGAUGUGUUUUUAACAUUCCAUGACACUACAUGAACAGUUCACAUCUGUUAGUGGAUAUCAUUUGUACUGAUAUAUAAUUAUCACAUAAUGUACUGUGUUAUCCAGUGAAUAUACCCAUGUCAUAUGUUCUUUUGCAUAU